This is a messenger RNA of Mytilus californianus (California mussel), 2931 nucleotides long. RefSeq lists its product as uncharacterized. Gene Ontology annotation, biological process: signal transduction. Gene Ontology annotation, molecular function: zinc ion binding. The transcript is spliced from 6 exons. The record is from RefSeq and is a predicted model, not a curated record. Bases 298 to 2466 code for a protein of 722 amino acids. NCBI's taxonomy places the organism in Eukaryota, Metazoa, Mollusca, Bivalvia, Mytilida, Mytilidae.
AGUUAAAUAUAAGUUGAUGUCAACAUAACUUCAUAUCUACCUGUGGGUAGCUAUAACAAUCAAAAUAUGUGAAGGAUUUUACAUUUAAAAACCUGAUUACUGCAGCGUGAAAUAUUUGGGGAGUUUCAUUAAUGUUUCUAUUAUUAAACAUCUAUAUUUAGGGAGUUUUAUUGAUGUUUUUAUUACUAAACAUCUAUUUUGAUUUGUGUAAGGUUUAAAUAGUAUAUGUAUAUAUUCUUUUGGAAAUGUCUUGAAUUGGAAUAAAAGCAAGUUGAAUAUUAUUAACGGUGCUACACUAUGACUAACCGGUGCAAGACGUUCCUUCAGCUGGACAUAGAAAGAUACCAUAUGUUCAGUUCUUAUUGUGAAAGUGAUUCCAUUCUUAUUGAGCCAGUGCUAAAAUAUUUUAAGAGACGAGGAUGUCUGAUCAAUGAUUCUGGUCUAACAAUAGGACAACCAGUGCUACAAGCCUUGGUUGAUGAUGAAAUAGAACAAUCAAAAUCAACAGUUCUAUUCAUCACAAACAAUUUCCUAACUGACGGAGGAUGCCAAGCCAUGAUGAAUAUCGCGAUAAUGAAGUAUAUCGAAACGAAAGGAAGGCACAGAAUUGUGUCAGUGAUCAUGGAAAAAUGUCCAAUUCCUUUACCAUUAAAAAUGUUCAAAUGUAUUCAUAUCUGGAAAUCGUCACUGCCACCACAUACCAGUACUUGGAGAGACCGUCAUUUCAAUAGAGCUCUGAUUUUUAAUCGGGUAGUUAACUGUAUAACAGAUCCACAACCUAAGUUCCAGAGAAUUAAUAGGUAUGGAUUAAAGACAAUGACAAAUACGGAGAACAUUGUAGAUAAAGUGCAGCUGAAUGUUUCUGAUAACACAUUAGCUAAAAAGAAAAGGUUAAUUAACUCAAUACAAUCAUGGAGAUUUUCAAAAAACCUUCACCAUUGUUUUAUCCACUGCAGAUAUGGACAAUGUAGUUUCUUUUGUAGAGGUGAAAAUGUUCAUCUCUUUACACAACACGUACAAGAAUGCAAGUAUCAACCAAACAAAUGUCCAAAUGAGGGGUGCUUGUUUACUCCUUCUAAAAAUUCAUUAGCAAAUCAUUUAGAAUCAUGUCCGUUUUCUACGGUCAAUUGUCCAUCAGAAGGGUGUGACAAGCGACUUAAAAGACGUCUGGUUGAUGAUCAUCUUCAUAUAUGUCACCAUCGACUGAUUUCCUGUCCAUAUAAAACAUCUGGUUGCCAAGAAGUGAUGACAAGGGAAAAUGUGAAGGAACACGCUUCCGUGUGUAAAUUCAAAGUGUAUAAAUGCCGAUAUUGCGGAGGAACUGUUCCCUGGAAAGAAGCUGAUUUACAUUUAGAAAAAUGUACCAAUAUUAAAAUAAAAUGCGAAUGUUGUCGACAUGAAUUAUCAAAAAAGGAAAAUAUUACACAUGAGAAAGUUUGUUUGAAGGCACAUGUUGCAUGUCCUAAUACCGGUUGCGGAAUGCAAAUGAAAGGCUACCAGUAUCUGCUACACAAAAAUUACUGUCAAUAUCGUAUUGUUGACUGCAAGUAUAAUCAGAAUGGAUGUCGGGUUAAAGAACCUAAUAUAACCAUCAACGGUCACAUUGACAAAUGUCCAUACAGAUCAAUGACAUGUGACAUUUGUGAAAAAGAAGUAAUUGCGACUGAUUUUGAACGUCACAAAAGUGACUGCACUUCGAAUAUUAGCUGUAAAAGGUGCAAUCAGCAAGUAGCGAAGUCAGCUUUAAAUUUACAUAAUCGUUUGUGUCCUAGAAAAAACUACAAGAUUGUAUGUGAUAUCUGUCGACAGUUAGUCGAUCCGUUUAAACUAGAAAAUCACAAAUCUCAGUGUCAAAAUUGUAUAACUCACUGUCCAUACAUUAAACAAGGAUGCCACGUUCGUGAAAGUAUCAUGUCGAUUGAUAGACAUGCAAAGGAAUGUCUGUUUAGACCAGUUAUUUGUGAAGAUGGUGGAUUAGAAAUGACUGCAACAGAAAUGGAUUUACAUCUGAAAGAAUCUAACUGCCUUAAAGACACAGUUUAUCCAUUGGUAGAUGACGAAGAAAGUAAACCAAAACUUGAGCAAGCGAAUGAUGACAAAAGUAAUGAUGAAUCAUCACAUGAAGAAAACUCUGAUUUAGAUCAUGCAGACCGUACACUUUUUAUAACCCACCAAGAAUCAACCAUAAAAAAUGAAGCUCUUCAAAAUGUAACUCUUAUAUCAUUUGAUCAAGCAUUCCCAAUACCGAAAUUUGUUGAUUGUGGUGGGGGAAGUUGGGAUGAAAAAAGAUCUAGUACAAAAUGGACCGGAGGUAGAUAUGCAAAAGGAAGGAGAAAGUUUAACUGUCUGCUAGAAAUGAUUGACAGAAAGAGAUUGAAUAUAAAAACAUCGGACAUAAGAGAUGUAUAUAAUCAUGGAUGCAAAAAAUUUGACAACGAUCAUUACGGUGUACUUCAGUUUCGGUAACAAACUCUUUUCAAUCUCACCAACAAAAAGAGUUUAAAUAAUUGCAUGACGUUGGCCAAAAAAUAAGAAUUAAGUGUGCACUACACUAUAUGUUUUACGCCACUUUCAGAUACCUUGGCAUCAUGCGUUUUAGUUUUUUUAAUGAUUUAGGAAGCCAGAAUAACCGAAGAGAACCACAAACCUUCGGCAGGGAAAAAAGGCAACCCUUUUGAAUUAAAAUCAGAAUAGAACAAAAUUCGCCAUGUGCCGGAUUCGAACUCUCAACCGUAGAUUUGACAGGCUUAUGAAAACUGUAGAUAAAAUAAUUAGCCAGCGAGGCCCCUAAAACUGCAUAUCAAUGCAGUCAGCAGCUUCUGAAAACUAACUAAACAAAAGUAAUCUAAAAAAAAUAAUCAAAAAAUAAUCAAAAAAUUUGUCUGUUGAUAAGAGGAUAUUGUAUAUUUUGAUUAAAAUAUAUUAUUAACA